Molecule: messenger RNA, 747 nt
Organism: Sitophilus oryzae (rice weevil)
Lineage: Eukaryota; Metazoa; Arthropoda; Insecta; Coleoptera; Curculionidae
Exons: 1
Coding region: 20-649 (209 amino acids)
Molecular function (GO): DNA binding
Source: RefSeq, a predicted model, not a curated record
UUGGCAGUAUUUUAAUUUGAUGAGUUUUAUGAAAGAUGAAGUCAUCCCAUCACCAACUAUGGGUAAUUUAGAGAGCAACAAUCCAUCAAAUAGCCAAACCAAUAUCCAAGAUUCUCAGGACAGUCAAGCUACUGAAGAUGGUAAUGAGUUGCUCGAUUUGGAUUCGGAUACGCAUUCUUCCGUGACAUCUCCGCCGUCGGAAAUAUCACAACCAUCUUCCUCAAUACCAUCAUUUUCUGUUUUGUCUAAGAGAAAACCUCAUUUGAAAGACGAUUUGCUCGAGAUUGAAAGGAAAAAACUCCAACUUAUGGAGAAACGAUUAUCUGACAGCCAAAAUGAAGACAGCUUGAAUAAGGACGAAGAUUUUUUGUUUUUAACAAGCAUUUUACUUUCAAUGAAAAAAUUAACCCAUAUACAGAAGCUCCAGUUUCGCGGUAAAAUAAAUGAUUGGCUAAUAGAGACGCUUAGCCAAAACGCGAGUCAGUUAAUAAUAAUUAUUACCCAAAUCAGACCUUCUUCCAUCAGCCAAGAACAAGUAAUUUCUACCCACAAGGAGAUACCAUAUAGAUCAAAGUAUGUAAACGUUAGGAAUAAAUCAUUAUUUUUGCAACAAAAGUUUCAUUUAUACUUACCGAAGAGUCACUAUUAAUUUUUCUGCUGGUGUUAUUGAAUCUGCUAUAUGAAAAUUAGUACUAAGAUAAGCAUCAAGCUAGUUUCAAUUUUUUCCAAUAUAUAGUCAAAGGUUAC